GGAAAAUGUUUGGUCACAGAUGAACAGGAGCAUGUUAAGGCUUCUCUUCAUGAGAAAUGUAAAUCUGGAAGGAGAAAAUGACUAAAUUGUCUUUGACAACACUCCAGAGUUGACAGAUGGUUCCAUCAAAGUAGCUGCUGAACCAAACACCCCCUCUGCUCAUCUCUGUAUAAAUGCAUGGCCUCAAGACCUGGGAUGCAUGACUCAAUUACCGAAUUGAAGUUUCACCCAUUGAAGUUCUUUUCAAUUUCGAAAAGAGAAAAGAGAAAUGGGAAUUCAUCUUCACCCAUCAUCACCACAAUGUGUGGGAGUCUUCCUCUUUCUAUGCAUGGCAUUGUGUCUCCUUCCUGAAUUUGCACUUGCUAAAACCAGGCACUACACGUUCAAUAUCGAGCUGCAGAAUGUGACCCGUCUGUGCCACACAAAGAACAUGGUAACAGUAAAUGGGCAGUUUCCCGGACCUCGAGUUGUAGCGAGGGAAGGCGAUCGUCUUCUUAUCAAAGUCGUUAACCGUGUCCAGAACAAUAUCUCCAUCCAUUGGCACGGCAUUCGACAGCUUCGGACAGGAUGGGCUGAUGGGCCAGCCUAUGUAACUCAGUGCCCAAUACAAACUGGCCAGAGUUAUGUGUACGACUUCACCAUUGUUGGCCAAAGAGGAACUCUCUUUUGGCAUGCCCACAUCUCAUGGCUGAGAGCAACCGUCUACGGUCCAAUGGUCAUUCUUCCCAAGCAUGGUGCCUUUUAUCCAUUUGCGAAGCCUUUCAAGGAAGUCCCCAUCAUUUUUGGAGAGUGGUGGAAUGCAGAUCCUGAAGCAGUUGUGAGCCAAGCCCUGCAAACAGGCGGGGGCCCAAAUGUCUCUGAUGCCUAUACCAUCAAUGGACUUCCCGGAUUACUCUACAACUGCUCUGCCAAAGACACAUUCAAGCUGAAGGUGAGACCAGGAAAGACAUACCUUCUCCGAUUAAUCAAUGCUGCACUCAACGACGAGCUCUUCUUCAGCAUCGCGAACCACACCCUCAGUGUCGUUGAAGCCGAUGCUAUUUACACCAAACCUUUCGAGACCGAAACACUUCUCAUCACACCAGGACAGACCACAAAUGUUCUCCUCAAGGCCCAACCCCAUUUCUCAAAAGCCACCUUUCUCAUGACUGCUAGGCCAUACGCCACAGGCCAAGGCACCUUCGAUAACUCCACCGUUGCAGGCAUCCUCGAAUACGAAUCGCCACCAAACUCUCCUCAUUCCAGCAUUUCAAUCAAGAAACUUCCCCUAUUCAAACCAACCUUACCCCCUCUCAAUGACACUUCAUUUGCCACCAACUUCACUAGGAGACUCCGGAGCUUAGCGAAUGCCCAAUUCCCGGCUAACGUUCCCCAGAAAGUUGACAAGCACUUCUUCUUCACGGUAGGCCUCGGAACAAGCCCCUGCCAGCAAAAUCAGACCUGCCAAGGACCCAAUGGAACCAUGUUUGCAGCUUCUGUGAACAAUGUGUCAUUUGCACAACCAACCACAGCCCUUCUCCAAGCACACUUCUUUGGGCAAUCAAAUGGGGUUUACACCGCAGACUUCCCAACCAACCCAACUCUGCCUUUUAACUACACAGGCACUCCACCAAACAAUACCCAUGUGAGCAAUGGAACCAAAGUGGUGGUUCUCCCCUUUAACACAAGUGUGGAGCUGGUGUUGCAGGACACCAGCAUCCUUGGUGCUGAAAGCCACCCUCUCCAUCUCCAUGGCUUCAACUUCUUCGUCGUCGGCCAAGGCUUUGGCGACUAUGAUCGAAAUAAGGACCCUGCAAACUUCAACCUCGCCGACCCCAUAGAGAGGAACACCGUCGGUGUGCCGGCCGGCGGUUGGGUCGCCAUUCGGUUCCUAGCAGACAACCCAGGUGUAUGGUUCAUGCAUUGCCACCUGGAAGUCCACACAACAUGGGGUCUGAAGAUGGCUUGGGUUGUCUUAGAUGGAAAGCUGCCUAAUCAAAGGCUUCUUCCUCCACCAGCUGAUCUUCCAAUGUGUUAAGAGGGUCUUGAUUCACUUCUGAAUUACACUCUUGCCUCGAGAUUUUUCUUUUUCUUUUUCUUUAUCUUUUUAGCCAUGCUUUAAUGUAAUUUAUUGCCACUAAUUGUUCAGUUGUUUUGAAUAUUUUUGGUAUUCAUUUUUCACCGUUGUAACAAUCAGAAAUAAAAAAUUUUAAUGUAUGAAGGCAACAAUGAUUAUUAUUGGA
Molecule: messenger RNA, 2222 nt
Organism: Malania oleifera
Lineage: Eukaryota; Viridiplantae; Streptophyta; Magnoliopsida; Santalales; Ximeniaceae
Product: laccase-17-like
Exons: 6
Coding region: 269-2017 (582 amino acids)
Biological process (GO): lignin catabolic process
Cellular component (GO): apoplast
Molecular function (GO): hydroquinone:oxygen oxidoreductase activity; copper ion binding
Source: RefSeq, a predicted model, not a curated record